UUUUUUGCCGUGCUUGAAGCAGAGAGAGGGAGGGAGCAUGAGGCAGAGCACAAACAGGUGUAUCCCAAUGAGUUUAAGCUGCACCUUCUUUCUCUACUCUGCCGACUUGAUGGCUUUACUUCUCUCUAGGUGAGAAUCCCACAGCUAGGAAAUUAACUUACUCCACCACUUGGACGGCUCUUUUGGACAGGACCUGGAUUUUCACAGGACGAGCCAAUUAUUGGGGAUGAUCGAGCCGCAUGAAGGCACCUUGCGCUCCAGGCUGCCCUCUACUUUAGGAUCCUUAUACCUGGACUUAUGAGCUUCACGUCCGUGUUGAAAGGGUUCCAGGUUCUGCGCAGUUAGCAGUAACUCCAGAGGAGGAUGUCAUCUCUGCUCAACAGACUCUCCCUGGGUGUCCUUGUGCUCCACAUCUUUGUGGCAGCGAUACAGGGAGAGUCUGAAGACGUUCCAUCAAAGCUUUCCGUAAAUGCUGUGGAGGAGAAGGAGACACUCCUGCCCUGCAAGUACCAACCAAGUGAAAACCGUGUGGUGCAGGUCAGCUGGUUUAAGGUGAUGCCCGAUGGGAGCAAGAACCAGAUAAUCCUUGUAGACCAUAUAGAAGGCCAGCAUGCAUUCGGGAAUUGGGCAGGCCGUGUGCGCUUUAAAAGCAAGCAACCUACCGUGGAUCCAGCUCUGGUGAUCGCCAACACAGAGGUUUCGGAUGAGGGCGAUUACAUCUGCCACAUCAGUGCCUUCCCAUCUGGCAACUCUGAAUUAGUGAUGUCUCUCACCGUGUGGACUACUCCCAUUUCCUCCUUGGAACUAGAGGUUGUGAGGGAGGGGGAGCCCUACAGGCAGGUGGCCUCCUGUCGCUCUGUAGCCCGCCCACCUCCUCAGCUCUCCUGGGAAACCGAGCUGAAUGGUCAAGCCGUCAAUCGGACCUCCGAGAACGGGGCAGUCUCCACACACUACUCUCUGCACCCUCUGAGGAGUAUGAAUGGAAAGAAGCUCCACUGCCUGGUGUGGCACCCGAUUUUUGAACGACCGCGCAGGAUCACAAAACAACUGGAGGUGCACUUUCCUCCAGAUGCUGAAGUGUCUGGCUACAAGGAAGAAUGGCAUGUUGAUAUGGAGAACGCUGCCCUGAAGUGCACACGCAGGGGAAACCCUGAACCAAGCCUCACUUGGACCAGACUAGGUGGAGCCCUGCCCAAAGGUGCAGUUCCCCUCCCCGAUGGAAGACUUGUCUUUGAACGGGCCCUUAACACCUCAGAUGAGGGCACCUAUCAGUGCGUGGUGAAUAACACAGAGGGCGAAUUCAAGGCGGAGGUCACGGUCACCUUAAAAGGGACUCCCAGGGACCUGCCCAAACCCACCAACACCUUCAUGUUCAUCCUGGGGGGCGCGGCUGCCGCGCUGCUGAUUGUCAUGCUGGUCCUGGUCAUCAUCGUCACCUGCUACCACAAGCGCAAGAACAAGAAGCUGAAAAAGGAGCUAACUGAGAAAAAGGAUGAAAUAAGUACUUUAUCCAGACAAGCUUCGUUCAGGAGAGUGAACUCUGUCAGCACCGACGCCAGAGAGAUUAUGGAAAGCAUCCCUCUGAAGGUGGAGGGAACCAUGAGGACUAGCCUAUCUUCCCUCGCGGAGCACAACCGUUGCCGUGACAGCAGGUCAACUGUCUCGGGUGGGCGUGGAGGAGGGAGUCCCGCGUUUGACUCCCUGGGCAGGCCGGCUAUCUACAACAACUCCCAGAGGAAGAGGGAAAGGCCCAUGGAUCCGGUCGACGAAAACUGGCUUAGAACAGAGCAAUAUGUGAGAAGCACCAACAGGUCCUUGGACCCUCAUUUGCUUUCCCCUUACUUGCAACCAACUUCUCCCUCGGUGCGCUCGGCUGAUGUCGUGAGAAAGAUGAACGGCAAUGUCCUCAUCCAAGCCAACGGGGGUUCGCGUCCGGGAAGCACCAUCAAGAGCUACCAGGCCCCUCCCAUGAGCUGCGCCUUCCCGCCAGCGCAGUACGACGAGGACGAGAUCGACGAGGGGCUGGGCGGCCCCGCCAGUCAGGAGCAUCCCGACGAUCAGGACAGCGAGGCCUCCAGCUCGAAUUUGUCGAAGAACAGGAUAAGCCCCCAGGCUCUCAAUCACAACCCCCACGCUUCCUACGUCCACAAGGCCCAGAUCGUUUAGCAGGCGGCAGCGGGACCUCGGGUGAAACUAAAGAAGUGGGCUGCUGUGCUUCUGGGAACAUUUCCAAGUCACCCAGGGAAAGCAACGGCUACUUUCAGCUCAGGACGGAAACAGACUUUAUCUUGAGAUGGUUUUACAUAGAGGACACGCGGUUUGGAAAUCAGUCACAUUACAGGCAAAAGAAAAUGUCACCAAGCUCCCGUUUGUUGCAGUUGCUACAGCUUUUGCAAUGCCCCGCUGUUUUAGCUGGCGCCAGCUGACAGCUGAAGACAGCUGAGAACCUUUGCUCGUAUCCACCUGAAGCACUUCAUACCAACGGAAACCAGGAAACGCGGGAGGAGGAUCAUAAAAAAAAAAAAAAGGCUGUGGGAAAGUAUGCAAAUCAGAAGAGUGGAUUGCAACAGGGGGGGGGGGGGGGGGAUCGGAGGAAGAGUAACUGUGCCUGUGACGGGUUUUGCUUACGAACAACUGUUUGGGAGCCGAUCCAGAACCUGUGUGUCUCUGGCCACACCCGAAACAUGCAUACCUCCACACAUUGUCUCCCGAGUCUCUUCACCUCAGGCUUCACCUCAGGCGUCGGGACGGGAAAAUGGUUCUGUGUGUUAAUCGCCUGCACAUACGGACGGGCUCGUGCGCGGGAGACUUUCUUUUGUUGAAAAGACAGUUUGGAAGGUGCUUAUUCCUAACAUCAGAUGUUUCUACAUGCCAAGCCGAACGGGUCCCGUAUCCUCACAAACUUCAAAUCACCACGUUUUGCCUUUUUCUCUGGAGGAUGCUGUGAAUAGAGGUUCAGGACACCCAACACCCACAUGUCCUUAAUGAAACUUGACGGUGUAUAUAUAUAUAUACGGAAAGCGUAAAAGUGGGCAAAACACACAAAUCAGCUCCACUUGAAUUCAUCCAUUUGCCAGCCAAAUUUUCACCCCUAACGUUGUCUGUAUCAGUUUAUGUCUGUAGCUUUAAUGAAUUAUGAGUAUAAAGUCAUAAAAAUGGUUGAAUCGCACUUAUAUUCUAGGCUAAUUCAGUUGCAAUCUUUACUGGAUGCACAUAGCUAUGUUAGUUUGUAGCAGACUGUGAGCAGAUUCUAAAAACAUAGUUGUCAAAGCGGGUAACGUCCCCCUGGUGGGUACGAGUCAUCGCUUACAGCUAGACAAUAAAUAAGAAUAAAAAAAUAAAAAAGGUAUGAAAAUGCAAAAGGGCAAAAGGAUAAAUACCCAAUAAAGUGUGGAAGGCCUACAUCGAUGUUGAGCUGCCUAUCGCACUGUAAGCAGAGGCACACUCUGGACAAAAACUGGAAAACUAUGAAAAUGAAUGUAAAGGUGGACAUUUGCAUCUGCAUGCUGUUCCUACUGUCGAGUCAUCUGCCACUGUGGACUUGGCAGUACCAGCAACAGAACUGUGCCUUGGCAAGAGGAAUGGGACACUAUCUAAAACCUUUUGCUACUCUGGCAGAACCAAUUAUGUAUUUUCCUUUUUUUUAUCAUCUGUGGACGGUUGGUUUUAUUGUUUUGGUUCAGAUAUAUUUUAAGUAUUGUUGGGUUCUGCCACUACCCUGAUGGGGUCUGUGCCAAAGGGAAUAUGAAAGGUGUUUUUGCUGUUUCUUUUUGGAAUUGAAAGUAUUAUUAAUUUUUUUCCUCGUGUUACACAACCUUCCUGGUGCAGUGAGAAAUCCUUUGGUAGAACGUUUGAACAGUUUGUAAAAAGUGAAAAACUAAACAAAGCACUAUUCAAUCACCUGGAAGCUGUUGAACGGCUUGGGUAAAGCUCCCCCUGGUGUGUAAAGCUACGAAUUGCGUGUGGCUGGCAGACUUCACUGAGCUAUGAUUAUUUUUUUCUUUCAAAUCCAAAUAUCCUUGUGAUCCAGAAGACCUUUCUGAUCACAUGGAUUAUCAUUUCCCCCUCUGGAAGGUUGUAUGGGUAUUGAGCGUUAAUAUGAGAGGAUGCAUGGUCACACCCAGUUACCUGAGGGAUUUUAAAAAAAUACUUUGUACAUGUGAAACACUACAGAGGACCACAGUUUGAAUAAAUACUCUUUCAACACA
This is a messenger RNA of Fundulus heteroclitus (mummichog), 4208 nucleotides long. RefSeq names its product nectin cell adhesion molecule 4a (gene nectin4a). The record is from RefSeq and is a predicted model, not a curated record. Gene Ontology annotation, biological process: heterophilic cell-cell adhesion; homophilic cell-cell adhesion. Gene Ontology annotation, cellular component: adherens junction. The transcript has 11 exons. Lineage: Eukaryota; Metazoa; Chordata; Actinopteri; Cyprinodontiformes; Fundulidae. Bases 364 to 2166 code for a protein of 600 amino acids.